UCUUCCAGCUAUCAAGACGACCGACUAUCUAGCUGUCUCAUCCAUCAUCCAUACUGCUAUGCGGUCGAACCUUCUUUCAUCAUUCUGCGCCGCCGCGCUCCUGGCGUCGACUGCUUUUGCACAGCUGAGGACGCUGCCUUACAACUUCACGCUUGCUGCGCUGAAUACGACCCUCCCGAACGUCAACGACACCGGCGUUCCCCUUGUUCUUGGUCUUGAAUUUGUCUUCGAUUAUUCGGCGAUCUAUUUCACGUCGACGUAUGCGUCAGCACAUAACAACACGUUUCCUAGCCUUGGGCUACUUGACGGCGCAUUGCACGCCUACGGCAGGAACGACUCGUGGGACACCAACGCGGUACGAUGCGAUUCAGGGGAUAGUAUAGGGUGGUUCUCGACAGAGAACGGUCCUCCUGGAGCGGAUGUGUUCUCCGUUAUUCCUGCUGCACAGGACCGCCAGUAUCCGACAUUCGCCGUGCAUGAAGAGAAUUCCCUGUGGUCUCUUUGCUCGACUGGGAAUGAUUGGGGGUUGAAUGAGGUAUACUACAACAUUUCCCCGACGAACAUAUGGGAAGGCAAUCGUGUCGUAGUCGAGGACUGUUACAAGGUCACCUUGCAGGUCCUGCCCCUGGAGUAAGCUCCGUGGGGAUGGGGUCCUGAUGAUAUAGUAGAAGAGGUCGUCGACAAAGAGGACGUAUGGAAUGUUGCUGAGGAUACGGUGUAGCUGCGAUCCGUCGCUGAACCCUUAGGCUUAAAUAUAUCGGAAUCUUUCAC
Schizophyllum commune H4-8 is the source of this 771-nucleotide messenger RNA. RefSeq lists its product as uncharacterized. Bases 59 to 634 code for a protein of 191 amino acids. The transcript is spliced from 5 exons. NCBI's taxonomy places the organism in Eukaryota, Fungi, Basidiomycota, Agaricomycetes, Agaricales, Schizophyllaceae. The record is from RefSeq and is a predicted model, not a curated record.